UCGGAGCCGGGAGCAGAUGGAGUUUGGCCAUCACCAGGUACAGCGCUCACUCCCACCGCGUCCGCGCGCGACUCCGUGCCUCUCACGCCGCCCGCGCGCCUCGCCUGUCCCGCAGCGCUUCCUCGCGGGGGCCGGCGCUUCUCGGACUUUAUUUGCAUGCGACGCCGAGGCUGACAUCAGUCGCGCUGUGAUUUGAGUUUCCAGUCCGUCCGUUUGGAGGAGAAACAUGAGCGCGAGUGGAAACGCGACGGCGAUGUUCGGGAUGCGUUUAGCGGAGGAUCAGAUUAAAGUUCUGGAGGAGAAUUUCACGAAGGUCAGCAAACACCCCGACGACGCCACGCUGAUGCUGAUCGCAGCGGAGUGCGGGCUCAGCGAAGAGGAGACGGCGAAGUGGUUCAGGAUGCGAAACGCUCAGUGGAGGAAAGCAGAGGGUCUCCCUGCUGAACUGGGAUCAGUGAAGGACUGAUGGAAGAUCUUCAUCUACUUUGUUAUGUUUUUCUCUCUAUGCCUCGGUGACCGUCUCACUGUCUCUCUUUUCUUAUUUGAGGAUGUCUUCUUAAGUCUGAAGACCAAUAUGGGUCUUAUUUUAUUUUUUUAAUUUUAAAGUUGUAAUCUUUUGCAAAGUGUAUGCUAUAUAGCCUAUUUUUAUUGCCUUAACUAUUAAAUAUAAGCAAAUAAACUAAAUGCAUUAUAUAUAUAUAAAUA
Messenger RNA from Puntigrus tetrazona (Sumatra barb), 705 nucleotides. RefSeq names its product homeodomain-only protein. Gene Ontology annotation, cellular component: nucleus. The record is from RefSeq and is a predicted model, not a curated record. Gene Ontology annotation, biological process: cell differentiation; regulation of transcription by RNA polymerase II. The transcript has 2 exons. Gene Ontology annotation, molecular function: DNA binding. Lineage: Eukaryota; Metazoa; Chordata; Actinopteri; Cypriniformes; Cyprinidae. The coding region runs from base 227 to 466 and encodes 79 amino acids.